CGCCCGCGGGGAGGCGCGCGCGCGCGCUGCCCGCCUCCCUCAGGGCCGCGCGCUGCCCGCGCGCUGCCCGCCUCCCGCGCGGGGGGACAGGAGCAGAGAGCGAGCGCGUGACGGCGCGCAACGCCCGCGCGCCGCCGUCGCCGCCGCCUCCUCCUCCGCCUCGCGUCGCGGAAGGGCGCCGCCGCCAGCCUCCGCCCGGACGCGGGCGGGCAGCGCAGCAGCCAUGGAGUCGGAGCGCGAGUGCCGGGUGCUCUCCAUCCAGAGCCAUGUCGUCCGCGGCUACGUGGGCAACAAGGCGGCCACCUUCCCCCUGCAGGUUUUGGGAUUUGAAGUUGAUACAGUGAACUCUGUCCAGUUUUCAAACCACACAGGCUACGCCCACUGGAAGGGUCAGGUAUUAAAUUCAGAUGAACUUCAUGAACUGUAUGAAGGACUUAAGCUGAACAAUGUCAACCAGUAUGAUUAUGUACUCACAGGGUAUACCAGGGACACAUCAUUUCUUGCAAUGGUGGUGGAUAUUGUCCAGGAGUUGAAGCAGCAGAAUUCUAACCUAGUGUAUGUAUGCGAUCCAGUGAUGGGUGACAAAUGGAAUGGAGAAGGUUCUAUGUAUGUGCCCAAGGAUCUUCUCCCCGUCUACAGGGACAAAGUUGUUCCUGUUGCUGAUAUAAUUACACCUAAUCAGUUUGAGGCUGAGUUACUCACUGGUAGAAAGAUUCGCACAGAAAAGGAAGCUUUAGAGGUAAUGGAUAUGCUGCAUGCCAUGGGACCAGAGACUGUGGUGAUCACAAGCUCAGAUCUACAGGCUCCUUUAGGAAACGGCUACCUAAUUGCACUGGGAAGCCACAGGAAAACUAAAGCAGAUGGUACCAAGAUGACACAAAGAAUUCGAGUGGAGUCUCCUAAAGUGGAUGCUGUCUUUGUUGGAACAGGAGACUUAUUUGCUGCUAUGCUUUUGGCAUGGACACAUAAGCAUCCAAACAAUUUGAAGGUGGCAUGUGAAAAGACUGUAUCAGCCAUGCAACAUGUUCUGCAAAGGACCAUUAAGAGUGCAAAAGCACAAGCUGGAGAAGGAAACAAACCAAACUCAGCCCAGCUGGAAUUGAGAAUGGUCCAAAGCAAAAAGGACAUAGAAAACCCAGACAUCAUAGUGAAAGCUACUGUGUUAUAAAGGCUGUAUGUCUCCAAUAACGCACAAUGUAUUGAUGUCCUCAUUUCUUUCCUGUAAAUUGUAAUAUUUGCCUUAGAUCUGUGACAGAAACCUGACUUUCAUGAAAUAGUGCCCAGCAUAGGCAGAUAUCCACUCUCAAACAUAUGUGCUGGCCUUGUUCAGUUUUAAAAACAGAACAGAGUUGGUGUGUAUUAAAGCAUAUUGCCAGGUAUCAAAAUGGCUGUCAAAUUCACUUAGUCUGUGUAUUACCCUGGGCAAGAGAAUACAAUGUUCCUGCCUUGCCAAAGACUUUAGAUGUGAAUUUGCUAAUGAAAUGCUUGACUGACUGGAGAAUAUAUUUCAAGAUGGCAUCUAGUGCCAAUGGAGCUGGCUAUGUGCUCCUGUUUCCUGGAGAUACCUGGUUACUUACGUAUUCAGUAUCUCAGCUGCUAUGAAACUUAGCAGGGUUAAAACUACACACAAAGUUCUGGUUGUGUGUAAGGAGUACUUUGAAGAUGCAUAGCAUUUAAGUACUCUGAAGUGACCUUGAGGUGUCAUUCAUAUUACUGAUAACUGUUCCUGUUUCUUAUUUAUGAACAGUUUUUACAGGUACUGGCUGCUUAUUUCUAAUGUUCACAGGUACCCACAUCACUUUCUCCUGAAAAUCUGCUCCAGAAACUUUUUCAUUAAUAGGGUAGAAGACUGUAGUUCUACCUCUGAGGCCAGGUUUGGUUCUUUGUUUAGUUUUUAAGUAAAGACAAAUGUUCUUUAAGGACAAAAGAUAAAGCAGCUCCUACUCUGAAAGCUGACUACCCUAGCCUGCUCUCCCCAGGUGGCUGUAUUUACAAACUGUGUAGGGCACUUCCACUUAGCAAUAGUGAGCACUGUUGGUGGGCUCAUCAGUGGAGCAACCUGUGGUGAAAGUAAUGUGUGUGGUUGAACAAGUUACAUACAUUUACCAAAUGCAGUGAAACAUACAAAGUUAGUUUGUCCAUAAUGUAAUUCUCUACAAACCACACUGACUGGAGUUUACAGAAGUGUGCAUUAUUAUUAAUCUUUGAACAAUUUUUUAUUUCCAAAUUUUGCUUCAUAAGGCUUUAAGAUGAGAUUCUUACUAACUUCAUUGUGCUGUAUACCACAGCCAAACAUUAUACCAGUAGAUGGUAGAUACACUGACAGAUGCUGACCACUUGUACUUCCUGUUGACUGCAGUAUGGGACUGAAGUUCUUGCUUCUCCCAAGAUGAGGUCUAGUGUGUUGUUAAACCCAAAUUCAGUUGCUAAGCUGUAUUUGUCUUUGGCAUAGGGAGAUUAAAAAAAAUGCAUAUGUGCUUACAACUGCAUGAAAGAAAAUUGCAUUAGAGGAGAGGGCAGCUCCGUGUUUUUCCUGAUUAGCUGAGUAUGCUCAGGAAACUUGCCCUUAGGUGUCUCCCAGAUAACUUUCUUGUAUAUUCCUCAUCACACCUGCCUAAUCGAUAGGCAGUGUCACUUGCAUAGCUUGGAGUCUCCAAAAGAACUGCAUUAGAGACUGCUUGUGCCACUGUAGUCUUCACUCAUCCCAUCAUUUCUGUGGAUUUUCUGCCAUUGUAAAAGUUCAUUGGUUUUACUUAACAGAAGAGCAAUUUAUCCUUGAGGUUAAUUUUUUUGGCUGAGCAGAUUCUUUUAUAGAGUAAGAUUUCCUAAUUAAUACACUUCUGAAACCCUGGUUUUCAAUAUCUCUGAAACAAAUGACAUUUAAGAGGUGAACACAUUUUGCAGUUAAUAUAAGAGACAAACUUUCAGCUUUCACUCUCAAUAACUAAUAGCACUUUUAUUGCCUCUUGCAAAAGAAUGCCAUAUGGCAUUAAAAUUUUAAUGCCAUUUGGCAUUAAAAUGAGAAAAAUAUUCUUUUGACUUAAGAAUUUUAAGAAAAAUAAUUACCUAGAAAACAUGUCUCUGAUGCCACAGUUUAUAGUAACCACUGCCAUAAAAUAACUUUCUAGCAAUAAUAAUUUUGGUGAUGUGAACAGAAAUUAGCAAUCACUAGGAGAGAUGACCUCGUGGCUGAUGUCCAGCGUGUAAAAAGAGGUGAAGUCUCUUAUCAAUCUGUAUAAAUAUCUGAUGAGAGCAAGUAAAGAAGAUGGAACCAGACUUCUCAAUGGUGCCUUGUGAAAGGACAAGAGGCAAUGGGCACAAAUUGGAAACACAGGAAAUUCCCUUUAAACAUAAGAAAAAACAUUUUUACUGUAGGGGUGAUUGAACACUGGAACAGGUUUUCCAGAAAGGUUGUGGAGUCUACAUCCUUGGAGAUAUUCAAAAGCUGUCUGGACACAAUUCUGGGCAACAUGCUCUAGGUGCCCCUGCUUGAGCAAGGGGGUUGGACUAGAUGGUUGCCAGAGGCCCCUUCCAACCUGAACUAUUCUGUGAUUCUGUGAAGUACAAAUAACUUGCCUUUUUUCCUCAGCAUUACAUUUUUAAAUUAAUGCAGACUUUUUGUCUUCCUGAGAUGCAGACUUUCAGAUAGCUAAGAAAUAAAUCUGUAUUAAUAAAUUGCCAUAUUUUUUAGAUAAGCUUCUUUUUGCUAGGGCAGUUGCACAGGGAACACAGCUGACUUUUUUGAGAUAGUUGCUUUCAGCAAAAGUGUUUAAAUACUGCAGCUGGAGAUGCAUUUCAACAGUUGAGCACAAAAGCAUUUUAACUAUUUCUAGCAUUGAUUACAUAAGUGCUGCACACCACAUUCCAAAUAUAAGUGAGUUUGUUUAUUUUUUAAAAUGUAGACCAUUUCACAUUGAAAUGUAUAAUUCUUACCGUCCAUUUGGGAAGAGGGGAUCAACAGACCAAAAUUCCUUGGCUCUACAUGCCAUGGUUCUUUAGUUGACUUUGCAGCAUUAAGCUUGACUCCCUAGCCCAGGCAUAUCCAGCUUUUUGGCUCCUGUGGGUCACAUACCAAAGUCUUCAGAUGACCAAACUCUAAGACCUCUGCCUUGUCCCUCAGAUUGCUAAGAGGUAGAUGAGCCCUAAGAGCAAUUCACAGGCAGGAAAUGACAUUUGCUGUCCUGAGUCCCAUUGCUCCAGGGUAGCACAGAGCUUGGCUGAGUGGCGAUGUGGCUCCUGGUGUGCUGUCUCCUGUAGCCAGGGCUGUGGAUUGAUUGCCCAGCAGCCUGUGCAGUGUAACUUCAUUGCCAGUCACGUAAUAUGGCCUUGAAUGGGAGCUGCAUGAGGGCUGACUGAGAGCCACAUGAAGGCUGCCCCUGCACAAGUGCAGUGAGGAAUUGAAGUUCUUCACAUCAGGGGAUCAACAGGAGAGAGAAGCUCAAAAUCAGCUUAAAAUUUUUUUAAAACAGCAUUAACUAUGCACUGUCAAAGUCUGUUGCUGUCAAAGAAGCCCUACCUGUUGCAAGCUUGUACUACAGAAAAGCCCUUUUAGUAAGGGUGAAACAGCAUAUUUGGUUUUGGCACUAAAAAGAUAAACUUUCAUAAGGGAAUUAGAGAAAGGCUGGGCAGGUGUUCUCUGAAAUAAAGAAGCCUUGGUAUUCAGAGACUUAGUGUUACCUUAUAGCCAAGGUUGUAUUUGUAAAGCAUAGUCAACCUUGAUAUUGCUGUAGAACAAUGUGUGGGAUGUUUGCCAGAGCAGCUUAUACCUGUCAGGUGUGAUGUCUUCCCAUCGCUUCAAAGAAGGAAGAAUCACUCCAGUAAUUCACACCUUCCUUGGAGUCUGUGACACAGCUGUACAGUGUAAGGGAUGGAUACAACAACUGAGAGAGAGCUUCAGUAGGGGUGGGAAAGGGAUACAAAUACAAAAAUGCUGAAUUUGCAAAAGUUUGUAUUUUUGCCCUAGCUGGAUUCUGUAGCAGUUGGCUGCUAGCAUCUUUUGCUGAAGUCCCUGGGAGUUGCUCGUAUCUGUUUUAAACUCCCAUUGACUUGAUCUAAAUUAGGUCAGGUUUAUGCAUUCACUGAAGAAUUGGGCUUAACAUCUCUUACCUGGAAGAUCAAACAUCAAAAAAUUAUCUGUAGCUAACUUUUUGUAGUCAGAACAUGCUAACAUAGGUUUUUAAACAUUUUUAAAUGUCAAGGUAUACAUACAUAAUAUCUAGGUAUAUUUUUACUGAUUCGGAGUUAUACAGCACUUUUUCAUAAUGUUUGCAGAACACAGUUCAUAGUCUUAACACAAUUGUGUCCAGUAUUUCUUUAUUCCCUCCUCUCCUCCUGCAUAUAAUAUCUGUAAAGAUUCCAAGUUGCAACUGUAUUUCUGGUGCAGCUGAAAAGGGUUUCAGUAUUAGAUAGCUGCCCGUUAUUUAAGGGAAUGGAGGAGAUGUAUCAGCAUUGUGUGAUCUACUUGCAGAUCCGUAGGUGAGGAAAGAGGGUUAGUCUAAACCAAUGUAGGUUCCCAGCUGACUGCAGAAGAACAUUAGGUCCCAGCUGACUGCAGAGCAAGCACUUUAGCACAGAAAGUGGCAUCAAUAACUAAAAACCUUCCAUGACUGUCCUAACAGCAUGAAAUGCUUCUGGAGUCUACUAGUCUAGGGUGCAUCAGCCUUGAGGCUGUUGUGGUUAGGGAUCACUAACUUCACUGCUUCUGUUUGUGUCCAGUCAACUUCGCCACCGUGCUUUUUCUUCAGUUACUAGUAGUAACUUGUGUUGAAUCCCUUUUCCUGGAAUGAGCUUUUCAGUGUAUGUGGUCAGCCAUUUUGAUUAUUGCAAGUGCACUCAUUUGUGGAGCCGCUGUGCUGGACAGAACAAAACUUGUUUAAAAUGAUCUACUCUAUUCUGGGCCUAGUUAUAGUCUUUACGUGCUUAAAACUCCCAGUUACCUCUGUGGGAGACACGUGCAUAGACAUUGUGCUAAAAUCAAUGCUAUUCACACUUGGCAUAAACAUUUUAGAAAUCUGCCGUAAAAUUGUCAACUUAAAUGAUUGUUUGCUGAUUUACGUCGUAAAUGGAAGAAAUCUAUAAUCAACAUGCUAUACAAAAGAAUUGGGGGACCAAGGUUUCUAGCUACUUUGCCUUGUUGAGUAUCUUAUAUGUAUCUUGAUUAGACGGUGUUAAUUUGUUGUCCGAGUCUGCUAUGGUGAUUGUUUUAUCUAUUUUAUUCUAUUUUAAAAUAUGUGGCAAGGAAGAUUGUAAUAAAAGCAUCUAAAUGUAAUAUACUGUGCACACACAAAUUGUUAGAUCCUAUUUUUGAUUAUGUUAACCAUUUCAGAAUUAAACAAAACCAGAACAGUUUGAUAGUGUUGCUGAGUAAAGUGGAUGUAAUUAAAGGUUUUCUUAGUUGUAUACUAGCAUAGAAGAUGGGUAGUUAAUUGAAGAAUUCGCAUUUGUACACUGUAACCAUCGCAGAAUAAUGCAGUAGGUGUGUGGAAGAGAAUAACAUCCUUGUCUUCUGAAUUUUUUUGAAGAAGUUUCAUGGGAAGACAACUGCUGGCAUUUUGCACCACUGCUCCUGUAUGCCUUGUACUUGCAUGUGUAGAACUUGUCUGUGCUGUGCUCUUUCCUCUUGCAUAAAAGGGAAGCAGAGAGGCUUGGAAUAAGAACCCCAACACAUUUCCAGGUCUGAUCCAUAUGCAGCGUUCAGCUGCGGUACCCUUCACAGGGUAAUUUUUACCUCAUUGCCUAGCUUAGAGCAUACAAGACUACGGUAGGAAACAACUGCUCCUGCAUGUCAGAGCAAGUGCUUCUGUUAGUACUCUGCACUUUAUAUGCGAAGGCAGUUUUGCAGGAGAAGGAGAGCAAGUAUUCAGCUUAAUGAGAGCGCUGGUAAUUGCAGAAAAUACUAUGUCAGUAUGGUUAUGCCCACUGGAGAAGUUAGGUUUAUAGUUAUACCAAGGAAAAGCACUUCUCCUAACCUAAGGGUCUUGUGUAUUUAAAUAAUGCCAUUUGAAGCCUAGACAGAAAGGAUGCAAAUUUUGGUGACUUUGAAGGCAAAAUAUUUCUUCAUAAAUUGAAACAAAAACCAGUCCAUUCUUCUGUAUCACGUUGCAGCCUCAUUGGCUUAUUGAUUAGUCAGUCAUUCAACUCCUAUUAAAAUCACAGGAUAAGAUUUUCCAGGAAACAUCUGUACUUUUUAAAAAGCAUUUGCUUCUGAUAAUUGGGAACUUAACUGCUGAACAGUUUUCUAGCCCACUAGCAUUGUAAAACACGUCAGUUAAAGAAACGUGACAACCACGGAAACUAAGCUUUGAAACGCUCAAUCACAGCCCUGAAAAUAUCUCUUCUGUUUUAAAUAAGUAAGUGAACUAAUGAGUUUACACGUGCUUGCAGGAGCAGAUUUUAGGUAAAUUAAGAUCCACAUGGUUCAGAUCAGAAACCUGACCUAAACUGCCAGAGAGGGGCUUUGAAUGCAGAAUCCAAGGUACCUGCUCUUGAGCUACUUUUUCAUAGUUUAUGUGGAGUCAGGAGGACAGUCUCCAGAAGGGGAGAAUGCAAUUUGACUUUCAGCAGCUGAGGAGAGCUCCUAUCUGCUUUACCAGGAAACCGGUGCCAGGUGCCAGCCCCAAAGCCACCAGCCCCUGACUGCUCCAGCAACAAUGAAUCUUGAGGCAAACGGGAUGCUCCCGAGUGUGUUCCUAAAUAAGCGUGCAUUCCUGAAUUAGUGCCUCUACAAUGCAAAUAAUAGUAAUAAUAACAAAUACAGAAAGUAAUUUGCAGAGUAGCGAAUAAGGCAGCACAUUAUUAAGACAGAGAAAACCAGCAAUAUGAGAAGGCUGUGCCAUAUGUUACCACUGAGAUCACAUGUAUUCCCUACCUAUUGCCCAUGUGGUUGCAUUGCUAUUUAGAAAACUCUGUGUGUAGAAGAUAGUAAUAUAUGUACUCUUUGUGUGCGUGCGUGUGUGUGUGUAUGUUGAAGCUUUAUUUGCAAUGUGGUGGGGGUGGGAACCAGAAUUUGGGGGCUGGCUGUGUAGGCCUUCAGAAUGUGGGCAGGAGGUCCUAAUGAAUUAUAUUUUUAUAGAUUGUGCUGAAGCUUUGGGUCCCAGCCACAGAUAGCCUUUUCUUCCAGAGAAAUAAAAUGGUAUGGGAAGUGAGCGAGGUGGCUGUAAUAUAGUAGGGAUAGUACAAACCCCACCAGCCCUGGACAGACUAAAAUAACUUAAUAAAAGAUGCCUUUUUAAGUAAUAUUUUUUUAGUGCUAAAAUUGUUAAACAAAGAAAUAUUUAUGAGCAAACUUUCUAUGUACUUAAAGUUUGUGUAGUGCUUUGUACUGACUAGGUGGACCUGUUAAAUGUUUACAUAUUUUAAUAAUUGUCCUUGAGACGUAUAUAGUAAUUCAAUUAAUUUUAUGCCGGAAAAACAAUGAAGUUCUGUGUAAUAGCAAAUUAUUUAAUUUCUAAUGAAAUUGUAGGCCUUUGUAGUGUUUGUGUAUUUUCUGGCUGGCAGUUACUAGUUGUAUUCUUUCUGCAGUAACGCUUAUACACUUGAUUGUGGAGAGAGGCAGUAGGAUAAUAAAAAAUACUAUUUGAAAGAAAACCCUAAAUAUUGUUACCUUAUCCAUUAUAAAAUCAGGUAAGUGGUGACAUAAGCCUGAAACUUGGAUUUUGUGUUAGAGUAAGAUACCAAACUACUAGAGGCAGGCUAAAAAUGGGUCACAGGUUUGUUAAUUUCUUUAAAUAAUCUGGAGGAUUCUACAGGUGCUCAAUAGCAACAUGUAAGUAGAGAAGCCAAGAGAAUGGAACAGGACUAGCCUUUACGCGUUAUUUGAAGCUGACUGAGCUGACUUCAUGGCUUGUGCUGAGUGAACGUGCAAUAGCUAGAUGAGUAGGUUAAAUGGGAGAAAUUCUUUUUUUCGUUUUUUUUUCCCUUCCAGUCUGUCAGUUGUAAUAAUGUGAAGGAUUUAAGUAGAGUGAUCUGAAUUUAAAUUCAAUAAAUGUACGAACUGGCUUUCAGAAGAGCUGAGUUACUGACAAAAUCCCAUUCAGUCAAAACGCAAGUUGUCAGCAGGUUUGAAAGUCAGAACUUUUCUUUUAAAUCUUGCUAUAGUUAUUUUCUUCUUUAUGUUUUUAUGACUGGGAGACUAGGGCUAAAGCAAAUCCCUUCCAGGUAUUUAUUUUUUUGCUUGGUCAUUUGGAGGCUCCCUGGGAAGUGCAAGGAUCUGCCUCCAUAUGUCAGUUUGUGGAGUAUGGCCCUCCAUUGAACGUUAUGGUCGUACCCCAACCUUUAGUGGUCUGGAGAAACUCUGACCAUCCUUAAUUAUGUUUUUUUUUUCUUUUUUAAAGAAACAAGCCAGCAUCCUCACCACUCUUCUGAAUAAAUCACCACUGCAAAAACUAGGGAAUCAUUUAUCAGAAGUUUUCUCUCAAGAGUUCUUCAGCUCUGGAUAUGUUGAAGGAAAAGUAUUGCUUCUGUUUUGCUGAGUUGGCAAGAAAAAAGUUGCUAAGACUGAUCAUGUAUUGUUGAAGAGAGGAGAUAGGGAAGGGAGCAGUUAGGUUUUGCAUGCUUCACUGUGCCUAUAUUUCCGUCCCCUGGGAAUCUGUGGGUACAAUGUAUGCAUGGUGAUGGCAGACUGACUGUUUUACCUGCAUCGUCCCUUGGGGGAAAUGCAGAGGAGUUAUUCUGCGAAACUGGGAGAUUAGGUCUGUGUAAAUUUGUUGGGCUGUCUGUUUUUAAAUACAGUGAGGAAGCUCUGAUUUAGCACAGCUCUUAAGUAUGCACUUUAAAGCAUAUACUGAAUCAGGACACUGCUUUUAUGGCCUUGGCAUAAGGCAGUGGGAUAUUCAUUUUCUGCCCUUCACCUCCUCCCUGUUUUAGGAACCUACUUUAGUUAUGUAAUUUCCCUAAACUUUUUCUAUAGUUCAUGGAGAGGAAGAGACUCUGCAAGUGAAUGAUUCAGACGAUUUAGACUAGGCUGUUGCUCCUUGGAAAAGGAAGGUGUGGAAUUACCAGCAAUGAUGGUGGAUUUUACUUGUCCAGCUCUGCUGCGCCAUAAAUCUGCACCCUGAUAUUCCUCUCCCAUCACUUUUGCUGGUGCUGGUACUUGCUCAUCCCCAUAAUGAGUGAAGUGAAGGAGCUAAACCAACGGAGAACUUACCCAGACAAAAAAAUGUGAAGUUUUCAGCUCCUUUAGCUCACUGAACUUCCUCGUCUUGGAAGCAGACAAGUGCUUGUGCCACAGUGGAGAGGAUAGGAAGACGCAGCUGGGCAAAAGGGGGGAGAAUGGGACUGCCCCUUUUCUUGGCAGCAAGUGGCUAGGUAAGCACAGCCAAAUUGCAGAGCUGCACCAAUAGUGGUAGAGAAAAGAAGUCCUCGUCAGCUAAGUAAUUGAAAGAAGAGAUACAGAUUUAGUAGUAUGAGUUUGGUUUUCCCAAUCCAGCCCAUCCCCUCUACUGCAGAAACCUUACACUGUUGGAAGAUUUUGUGUGACUGCCCAUAUGAUCGUUAUGACUAGCAGAGUAGAAAAUAGCAGAUAACAAAGCAGUAAAGCAGUUAUCUGAGUAGGGAACAUAGAAUAGCAAGCAGAUAAAAUUUUAAGUCCGCUUUCGCAGCACUUGCAUGGUGUCAGUAUUGUCCAGGUCUGGCUCUUUUCCCUUCCCAUGCCCCUUUAUUUAAAAAAAAAAAAAAAAAAAAGAAAAAAAGCAAGUUGCCUGUGAAUUAAAGUGGCAUUAAGAUUUAUUUUUGUUUAUAGGUUUCUGGUUCAGAAGGGAUUUUCAACAGAUGCCUGGCCAAGCAGUGUGAUACAAAUUGUCACUGUUGGCUUGGAGCAUGUUUCCCCUUUGUUCGUGAUACACCUACAAUAAAUGCUAUUGGAAGAUCACUUGUAGACAGGUACUCAUGUUCGGUGAUCUGUAUCUACUAAAGCUCAUAUAUUCACAUGCCAAAUAUGAACUUGUGCAAACCAUGCCUUGCCAGGGAACAAAAGUGUAUGGUUUGUUGUCGGUGAUGAGCGGACAGAAUUUAGCACCAGUGAUUUUAUAGUUUGCUGUCAGUGAGUGUAAUUACUUGUGUAAUGUAGCCCUUUCAGUACUGUUUUCUUACCAGAAAAUGGAGUAUGACAUCAUAUGUAUGAUUUUAGUAUGUCUUUAGCUGGCUGAACUGGGAAAUACAAAUCAGGAUUGUUAAAAAUGGGAGGGAUAGCCACGAACUUAUCUAAGAUACAAAUAAGGAGAAAAAAUUUGACAUUUGUCUCUAGUUCAGAAAUUAUUAAGUAUUGACCCAGUGGGUGUGACAUAUCUUUAACAGGGAGUAGCAUCUGGAAGAGGCCAAUAUUUAGGGUUUUUGUCAGAAGCACAGUUAAUUCUGCUCUACUGCUUAGUGAGAAUGACCAGCACAGAUGCCACCAGAACCUCUUCUCGUAAUGCUGUAAUACAGACUGUGGUUUUCUUGUGAAAGUCUUAACCUCUUCUUAUGAAAAUAAUGCACAACUAAAUAUUUUCAUGGUGUAUAAGUGAAACGUAUCUUUUUUUUUUCAAUAAAAUACAUUUCUUUUACUAAAUGUC
Messenger RNA from Dromaius novaehollandiae (emu), 11549 nucleotides. RefSeq names its product pyridoxal kinase (gene PDXK). Lineage: Eukaryota; Metazoa; Chordata; Aves; Casuariiformes; Dromaiidae. Gene Ontology annotation, biological process: pyridoxal 5'-phosphate salvage. The transcript is spliced from 11 exons. Bases 224 to 1168 code for a protein of 314 amino acids. Gene Ontology annotation, cellular component: cytosol. The record is from RefSeq and is a predicted model, not a curated record. Gene Ontology annotation, molecular function: pyridoxal kinase activity.